UAAUAUUCCGUAUAAGUAUAUAAUAUCAUUAUCACUCACCCUCCAGCAUCAAUUCCACACACACCCUGUCCCACUCUUCUUCUUCCUCUGUCCCUCAUAUUCCUUAUCACUUAAGCCUUAAUUUCCUCAAAUUCAACGCUCCCAUAGACUUAUAAUUCACAGCUUCACACAAACGCGCUCUCUCUCUGGUUCCUUCUGCAACAUCAUCUCGUCUUCGUCAUUAUGUUUCAAGCUAUUCGAGAAAUUAACAGGAAUAUUGCCGAUGAAGAAAGAGCAUCAGAAUCUACUCCUCCGACCAGAGACGAGGAGCCGGAGGGGGUUUUGUUCGGAAAAUACGAGAUUCGCAAGUUUCUCGGCGUUGGGGGUUUCGCUAAGGUUUACGAAGCUUUCGACGUUGUUACGAAGCAGAGUGUUGCCAUUAAGGUCGUGAGCAAGCGCAGGAUAGUUGAAGCCCAGCUCACGGCGCAGCUUCAGAGGGAAAUUACUAUCAUGCGCCGGCUGAAUCAUCCCCAUAUCGUCAAGCUCUACGAGGUCCUCGCCACCAAGACCAAGAUUUACUUCGUCAUGGAGUGUGCCCAAGGCGGCGAGCUCUUCGACAGACUUCUUAAUCACGGCCUCUUCGACGAAGAUCACAACCGUCGGUGUUUCCAUCAGUUAAUCUCGGCCGUCCGGCAUUGUCAUUCUCUCGGUGUGUUUCACCGGGAUUUGAAGCUCGAUAACCUCUUGCUCGACGACGAUUUGAACAUCAAGGUUUCGGACUUCGGGUUGAGCGCCACAAUGGACCAGAUCCGACCCGACGGCAUGCUGCAUACUCUCUGCGGGACCCCUGCUUACUUGACCCCCGAGAUGCUCGCCAAGAAAGGCUACGACGGAGAGAAAGUCGACGUGUGGCAGUGCGGUGUCGUUUUGUACGUGCUCACCACCGGGUCUUUGCCGUUCAACGAUGCUGACGUGCCGACGAUGCUGAGAAGAAUCUACCGAGGACGGGUUGGCAUCCCCCGAUGGGUCCAGCCCGAUUUGAAACGGUUGAUCAAGCGGUUACUUGACCCGAAUCCAAAAACGAGGAUUACCGUCGAUGAGAUUCUGCAGGACCCGUGGUUCAGAAAAGGGUACAGGGAGAUCAAAGUCGAGCAGAAGAAUUCAGGAUGGGAGGAAGACGACAGAAAUAGAACCAAGUCCUUGAACGCCUUCCAUUUGAUAUCGUUCUCGUCGGGUUUGGACAUGUCGGGUUUGUUCGUUACCGACCCGGAACCUGAAGUUUCGGGCAGCGUGGAACGCAUCGUUUCAAAGGAGACGCCGAAUAGGAUCGUGGAGACGGUGGAGGAGGCGGCCGAUCGGGACACAGUGGUGGUGACGAGGAAGGAGGACGGAUGGGGAGCGAAGCUUGAGGGGCAUAGAGGUAAUUUCGUGAUAUUGAUUGGUGUCUACCGGCUAACGGAUGAGCUGGUGGUGAUUGAGAUCAAGAAAAAGGAAAAAGAAGGCGAAAGCGGCGCCCAAUUUUGGGACGAUAAAUUGAGACCUCGAAUUUUAGAAUUAGAGCAUAAACCGGAAUAGCCGGUCAAGAAAUUAUAAGAAUUCAGAAAUAAGUGGCUUUGCUAAUUUUGUUGAAUCAGCAAAGCCUGGUAGGUAAUAGCGUGGAGGCAUGAUUAUUAAAUUAGUUAAGUCAUUGGUUUAGGCACAAUAAAUAAUAAUAAGUGCCAACUAUAUACAGUAUCAUUUAUCAGAA
Molecule: messenger RNA, 1726 nt
Organism: Prosopis cineraria
Lineage: Eukaryota; Viridiplantae; Streptophyta; Magnoliopsida; Fabales; Fabaceae
Product: CBL-interacting serine/threonine-protein kinase 14-like
Exons: 1
Coding region: 223-1554 (443 amino acids)
Biological process (GO): signal transduction; protein phosphorylation
Molecular function (GO): protein kinase activity; ATP binding
Source: RefSeq, a predicted model, not a curated record